AUGAUUCAAGAGAUGAAUAACAAAGUAGCUCCAAUUGAUUCCGUUCAUCAUCAAGCAUGGAAACCUGAACAACGAGCACCUCGACGUCGUUCUAUUAUUCGCGAAUUCGCUUUGAAUACCUCAACACAUGGUCUACCUGGUAUUGCUCGCAGCGAGAGUAAACAUAAUUGUCUCUUUUGGGCAGUUUCAUUUUUUAUCUUUCUUGGUAUUAUGACGUUUUUUAUUACACAAUCGAUCCGAGAUUAUUUUUCGUAUCCAACGCAGACAACUUUAUCCUAUGUUGUUGAACGAUCGCAAGCAUUUCCUGCAGUUACAUUUUGUAAUUAUAUGCCAGCUCGGUAUGAUUAUUUAAUCAUGGAUGCCAUUAAUUAUACCAAUUCUCUCGGCAUAACCAACACCAGCGAUACAACUACUUUCACUAUAAGUCAAGCAAUUGCUAUACGAGAAUUUCUACGAUACAAACUGGAUGCUAAUCAGUCAAUAACUGAAUAUUUCUUCAGCAUCGAUUCAAUGUUGAUAAGCUGCACUUAUAACAAUCAGCAAUGUACAUCAAGCGAUUUUAUUACAUUUUUAUCUUCUCAUUAUGGGUCUUGUUACACGUUCAAUGCAAAAUUGAAAAAUACUUCUCGUACUGGUAUUCGCUACACAAGCGAUAAUGGCGGUGUAGGCCAACUUAAAUUACGUCUGUAUGCUCAUAGUCAUCUCUAUGUUCCAUACAUAAUUGAAGAAGUGUCUGCUGGAAUGGUGAUAAUGAUACAUGAUAACACACAGUUUCCUCAGAUUGAUGUUAGUGGCAUGAACCUGGCGCCUGGAUUUAAACAUCAGCUGAAUUACAGAAAAAAAGCCAAUUAUUUCCUAUCGGCGCCGUAUACAGACUGUACGGAUAAGAUCCCUCUAGCUAUGAAAGCUAUGUUUGAUCGAUAUGAAGGUGCCUACUAUGCUUAUUCUCAAACUGCGUGCUUUACACUAUGUGUUCAAGCUUAUAUUUAUCAGGAAUGCGGAUGUGUUAGUCCUGUUGAAUGGUCUGCCCGUUCUGUAGUUGUACCUGACACAAAUAGGAUUGUUCUAGCCUCACUGUGUGCAACGGAAAAUCCUUGUUACACAGAAGCUUCUAUUCGACUUUCCAAUUCUACUGAUCUUUGGAAUCAAUUCUGUUCGGAUUGUACUCAGGAAUGUACGAAGAUUGAAUACCUUGUUACACCAUCGCUAUCAAAAGCACCUUCGACAUAUUUCGCCUAUAUUACUAAGGCAUUUGUUGAAGCUAGCUCGGUACCAUUACCAACCAAUUGGUCGAAGAAUUGGAUGACUGAAGUUGAAGAGAAUUUUAUUUCAGUUGAGAUCAUGUGUGGAUCAAUUCAAGUUGAAAAUUAUACUCAAGAAGCAUCUCUCAAUGCAGCGGAUGUUCUCUCAAAUGUUGGCGGCCUUUCAGGAUUAUGGAUCGGUGUUAGUUUUCUAUCUAUAAUGGAGUUCGUUGAAAUGCUCUAUCGUCUUCUUAGACGUCAAUAUCAGAUCUUUCGUUACGGAGCAUGA
Molecule: messenger RNA, 1530 nt
Organism: Adineta ricciae
Lineage: Eukaryota; Metazoa; Rotifera; Eurotatoria; Adinetida; Adinetidae
Source: the annotation of a GenBank genome assembly